Tuber aestivum (summer truffle) is the source of this 4231-nucleotide messenger RNA. The record is from the annotation of a GenBank genome assembly. Lineage: Eukaryota; Fungi; Ascomycota; Pezizomycetes; Pezizales; Tuberaceae.
AUGGCCGGUCGUUUUGUUAGAUCCUCCAAAUAUCGUAAGCUCCAUCCCUCCAAAGCAAUAAAGCAUGCGCGGAAGCUGACAAGUGGGUCUUUUCAGGCCAUAUUUAUGGAAGGCCCACGAGAAAGGUACGUUCCCAUCUAGACACUCCCGCGGCCAAGUUAUCCACAAUUCAAGCUAAAUAACCAAUAGGAGCAAUGCUAUGAUAACCUGUAAAUGCUCUCUCUAAUUUCCAUGCGCCAGGCAUUCCUCCAAGAUACAUCCUGACCCUUAAUCUCCGCGCAGCCACAUUUCAAAGAAUGCUUGGGAUUCCAACAUCAUCAAGGCUAACCCUCAGUACCUCUCCGUUAAUUGGGAAUCUGGCGGAGGUGGAGCUUUUGCCGUUAUCCCACUAUCCCACCGAGGCCGCCUCCCUGAACAAAUACCCCUUUUUCGUGGCCACACGGCACCAGUUCUCGAUACCGAUUGGUCUCCUUUCAACGAUUCACUCAUUGCGUCUGGUUCUGACGAUGGGAAGGUCUUUAUUUGGGCAGUACCAGAAAACUUCUCUGUGCUCUCGGAUGACGAUAAAGGGCCAACCGAUGUCGACCCAGUCUCCAAGCUAGUUGGCCACAGCAGGAAGGUUGGUCAUGUGCUUUUCCAUAACACCGCCGAGAAUAUACUCGCCACCUCAUCAGGGGAUUACAGUGUCAAACUCUGGGACAUUUCAUCGGGGACUUGUCUCCGUACACUUGGGCAUUCGGAGGUUGUUCAGUCGAUGUCUUGGUCAACAAACGGAUCCCUGUUCGUGACUACCUGUCGCGACAAGAAACUCCGUAUCUGGGAUCCCCGGCAAGAAACCGCGGUCCAUGAGGUACAGGGGCAUACCGGGGCUAAGAACAGCAGGGCCGUUUGGAUGACAGGUGAUGUCGGGGGUGAUAAGAUCGCCACUACUGGUUUUAGCAAGAUGAGCGAUAGGCAACUAGGUCUUUGGGAUUUGAGAAAUCUCGAGAAUAGUCCACUCAACGGGUUUGAGAUGUUAGACACCAUAUCCGGUGUCUGUAUGCCAUUUUGGGACGAAGGAACCAAGUGCAUUUAUUUGGCAGGCAAAGGGUAAGAGCAAACAUUAAUUAGAUGAGAUGAUCCACUAAUAGCUGGGUAGCGACGGUAACAUUCGUUACUUCGAGUACUCUAAUGAUGAAUUCAUAUUCCUGUCAGAGUAUAAGAGUGGUGAUCCCCAGCGAGGCGUUGCAUUCCUUCCAAAGAGAGGAGUCGCUGUGAGCCCACUUAACUUGCCCCAAUUACCAAAUGGUACUAACUGCCUUUAUCCACUUAGCUUCAUGAGAAUGAAAUUAUGCGAGCGUUCAAGACAGUCAACGAUACAUAUAUUGAGCCAAUCUCCUUUAUUGUACCACGUCGCGUAAGUUUUGACGCUCGAAGUAGGUUAUUGCAUCAAUUGCUAACGCUGAGGUUUACAGGCGGAGACAUUCCAGAGGUGUUAUUGCGAUCCCAAACUGUUUAUCGGUUAAUGAAGCUAAUUAUAGAUAGCGACAUUUAUCCUCCCUGCUUCAAUGGCGAAGCGGUGCUUACGGCGGAUGCCUGGCUCGGUGGUCAGAACGGCGAACAACAAACGAUGGACCUCGAAACUCUCUAUAGUGGCGACGGGCAAUCCAGCGCAGCGCAAAAGACACUGAAAACACCGCUCACCCAGUCAGUGCCUUCUGUGCCCGCUGGAGCUGCUGCCGCUGUAGAUUAUGUACCUAAGGUUAUUACUGCCCCGCUUCCUAAGCCUGUCCCGGAGCCUGUGAAGGCUCCCGCGAGUCCAAUCAAGGAAAGCCCUACACCCGUCCGAGCUCCCUCGGAAGAGAAGGCACCCAAACCUAUCCCAACCGAGGAACCGGCCAAGAUUGCCAACAAGCUGCCCGAUCCGACACCCCAGGCUAAGCCGGAACCGGUCAAACAAACCACACCACCCCCGCAACACUCAAAGGAUCCUGGUAUUGCUGACCAAUUGGCCCGCAUCACCUCCCUUCUAGAGCUUCAGACCAAAACUCUUGCCAGCCAGAACGAACAGCUGGCAAAUCAGAGCGAACACAUUGCCGAGUUAACUAGGGGGCUUGACACCCUUAAGAGCAAAGUUGAUAAGGCGAACGAGGAGAGUAGCAGAAAGGACGAGAUCAUCCGAAAGCUGGAGUUGGAGUUGGAGGCAUUCAAGUCCUGAAUUCUCGAGUGACGGUGUAUGGCAAUUGUGGGAAAAACUGUUGGAGUUUAUCUGACAUUCAGUGAUUAUGUGCUUUUUUAGAUACCUGUAGUGAAUAGGGGGAGGCUUUUCUCGUUUCUUUGUUUUCUUUAUUCCCGUCCUGCGAUCAAGUGUUUGGAGAAAUUUUGAUGUUAUCAUACGGCAUUACGUCCACGAAUUAUAAAAUUAUAUAAAAUAUCAUACUAGUACCAUGAUCAAAACUUUUCAUGUAGUAAAAAGUUUUGAAAAGGAGAAAAAAAGUCUGGUUGCGAGAGCAUUAUGGCGCCAUAGAUGGAAGUCACAAAAUCAAUCUACCGGCGUCCAGCGGUUCCUUGCGUAUAAUACUGUGCUAUACAAUAAUACAGCAAAUGUGUGGCCAGCAGCUGCCGACUUUGAGGGCAAGAACACACCCAACACCUAAGCCGGUUUAUCAUACGAUAGUUAACAAUCCCUUUAAAGCACUAGAAAGUAUCAUAUAUGGCAAUCAAACCUUCACAAAAUCUCAUAAACAGUACGAAAAGAGUAGAGAAUUUCGGGAUGUCUAAACCCGCACCACAAAACCAAACAAACGCAAGCAAAACCCAAUAAAUUCAUAGAAAACCCUAUCCAGCAUACCGAAUUCCCACAAGAUUCGCCAGGUAAAUGAUCCCAGAACCGCAGCCGAUAAAAAUCAAGAAAAGGAAAGGGAGAAAAACUAUACAAACAUGUUCAAAGGACGGUAUUCUUAUCUCCAUCCUCAUCGAAAAUAACAUCGCACCACUUCCCACCCUUCUCAUUCCUAACCUCGCGAACGGCCUUCUUCAGCUCCCUCGCCUUCAAAUUCCUCGCAGCCUUCGUGGCUGGCGGCACAUCCCCUUGCUGCCUCGCGACGACGGUCUCCAUGUUCCUCCAUGGUCCACACCACUCCACGUCCUUCAACUGCUCGUACAAUUCCCGGUGACAAUUGCUCACAUCCAACCACUUCAACCCGAGCAGGUUUCUCGCAAGCCGCCUCAUACCGUCCGGUGUGUGCUCGGUCCACCCAGCGAGUGAGAGGUGGGUGAUGGUUGGUGGAACAGAGGCCGUGAAUGUCAAUAGUUGAGAGAAUGGGACCGGUGCGUCUGGAUAUGCGAGCGACAAAUGCGUCAGGUUUGGGAACAAGGUUGUAUACCCCUUGCCAGUGUCCUCCCCCUCGUCGUCCAUCUCGUCUUCCCAAGACGCCGAAACCUCCGCCUGGGGGCGUUUGUUUGGGCGGAGGAAGUGCGCAAGCUGCGGGAGCGCCAAUCCGGCGUUUAAACCCCUGGACAGCUCCAGCGUCGUGAUUUCCUCGUCCGGGAGCUUGAACAGCACCCUUAGCCCCGAAAGUGUCACACCAGUAGGGGCAUAUGCCGCGAUAUAAGAGAGAAGGAGGGUCUUCACGUUCGCUGGCAGGUACUGUAGCCAGUGCUGGUCGUACAAGACGUGCUCCUCCCAGUGCAGGGACAUGGCUUUAAGGGCGUAGUGCAGGAGUCUUCGGUCACCAACGGAGGUCAUUCCCGGAAGGUAUGAUAAGGGGUGCUGCACCCCACAGACUAGAACCCCCUCACUUGCACUCCGCUGCUCGUUGUCUUCGACAGGCGCCCGAUCAUCUAGCGCCUCCGGGUGCAGCCAGGAAGCUGGUGGUGGUGGGCCUGGUAUCCUCCCCCUCAUUCUUCCUCCGACUCCAGUUCCAACGGCGAUUCUCCAUGCGGGCGGCGGCAGCGACGGAGCUGCAUUUUCAAGGAUUUCCUGGAGAACAGGAGGGACCGAGGGCACCGCUAGAGGGGGCCUUGCAAUACCUGGAGUUCCGGAGCGGAGUUUUGCCAGAAUUGAGUUCACACCUGUAUCCCCUCCUGCUCCUGUUGUGGCAGAGGAAGCUUCCGCAGCGCAUGCAGAGUUCUUCCUAAAGUAGGCAUGUGGGUCCGGUGUCGGUUUUGGGAACCUGGGUCUGUACUUUUUCGCCAUUUUGACCCUUUGUUUCUUCCGCUUCUGCUCCUGCUCCUCCUUCGGUGCGAUUGC